GCCGAAUCGGAGGCAGCGGGCCUGCGAGUGCAGGCAGUGCGUGGCCAGCUCUCCCAUCUCGCGGCAAGAUCGACACCGCCGGCCUCUCGGUGGAAGAGCUGGAGACCCUCAGGGCCAUUGGCUCCAAGCAGGGGCAGCACGAGCUGGCGCAGCGCUACCAGAAGUCCAAGAAGGCUCUCGGGCUCAGUGUACGGCCCAAGCAGCACAAUCCCACCAGCUUGCACACCCGUGGGUCCCAGGCCCAGUCUGAGAUCAAGCAGUUGGAGAAGCGCCUCUUGCGAGAAUUGGGCAAUCUCGACAAGUGGCUGAACGACGUGCUGGACUUCUGGGGCCACAUCAAGUCUUUGUCACACAAGCUUGACGAGCAUGAGGGCAUGUAUAAGAAGCUGGUCAUUCAAGUCAAGGGUGAGGUGCAAGCCGAGGACAUGGCGGAUCCCAAGGUCGCCCCCGCGCUCAUCAGUCUCAAGGCCCUUGUGACGGCG
This is a messenger RNA of Prorocentrum cordatum, 482 nucleotides long. The record is from the annotation of a GenBank genome assembly. NCBI's taxonomy places the organism in Eukaryota, Dinophyceae, Prorocentrales, Prorocentraceae.